AAACGACCUUGACGAAUUACAACUACUAUAGGUAGCGUUUUCGUUCUACUUCCGCGUUACUCUUAACCACCGGGGCCCAACAGCACACCUUCACUCGCUUUUGGAAGAAAGAGGAUGGCGGAAGCGAUCAGCGAUGUUGAACUCAAAAGGCAUGCACAGGAGCUGCUAGACGGGAAGGCGAAGGCCCUCCUUGACGAAAACCAGCUGACUAUGCGGGUUAUGCGAAAGCUUCUGGAGGAGAAGUUGGGGCUACCGGAGGGAAGCUUGGACGCCAAGAAGAAAGCCAUUGCAACAAUUGUAAAGGAAGCUCUAGAACUUGAGCCCCAGGCUGCCGCGCCAAGCGCCCAAACAUCCGGGAAGGCAGCCGCAGCAAAGCAGCAAAGCAAGGCCGGAGCCGAGGAGAAAGAGAACCGAAAGCCGGCAGGUGCCGAGGCGAAGAAGAAACCCGGAAAGCCGGUGCAGCACACCGAGGACAAGGAGGAGGGCAGCGGCAGGAAUGGAAAGGGAAAGGGUCGCAGCAGCAAAAAGGCCGCAGCAGCUGCUGAGGAGGAGGAGGAGGAGGAGGACGGGGGAAGCGCCGGCAGUGAGGAGGAAGAGGACGAACGGCCGAAAAAGCGCGCCAAGAAGAGCGGCCGCAGCUCCCCCGGCGCCAAGUCGGGAAGUGCAGCCGCUGCUGCGGGCGCUGCAGGAGGCGCCAAGCCCAAGGCCCUUACCAGCAAGUCUAUCGAGCUGAUGAAGGACGUGUGCAAGAAGGCCACCAUCAAGAUCGGCCCCACGCUGUACGCGCGCAAGAAGUCGGUUGCGGAGCUGGAGGACGCUCUGACGGAGCUGCUGGCGAGGCACGGGCUGAACGCACGCAGCGGCGAGAAGGAGAUUUCGCAAGUACGGCGGCAGUUGGAGCGCGAUCGAGACCUGGAGGGUAUCGACACCUCCAACAUCAUCAGUCUGGGCGGCGGCAGGCCGCGCAGGGCGGCGGCGGCGUCCGUGAACUUCAGGAAGAUGUUCAAGCAUGCCGACACGGAUUCGGACGAGGGGGAGCAGGAGG
This is a messenger RNA of Astrephomene gubernaculifera, 1045 nucleotides long. Lineage: Eukaryota; Viridiplantae; Chlorophyta; Chlorophyceae; Chlamydomonadales; Astrephomenaceae. The record is from the annotation of a GenBank genome assembly.